AUGGAAGUUGCUGUGUAUAAGAGAACACCUGAAGAAGUGUUCAAAACUUUUGACAGUCACAUGCUGCGUGAGCAUCCUCAGAACCAUCUCACCAUGAUUGAAAUCCUCUUCAAUGUUAAUUUGCCUGACAAAGAAAAAUACAGCCAGGAAUGUAUUAAAUGGUUGAACAAUGGAAAUCUGAAUUCCUACAUUACAGAAUUCCGCAUCGCAAAGGGAAGUGAUGGUACCGAAGUCUUCUUGGGUCUGAGAGAUGAUGGCACUGAAGUUGCUAUUAAGAGAAUGUCUAAAUGCAACUAUCAAGUGUUGAAGAAUGAGGAAGGAAUUCUGCGACUACCAGAGCUAGAUCAUCCAUCUAUUGUACGAUACAUUGAUGCUGCGGAGGAUGACAACUUUGGAUAUCUUGGUCUUCAACUUUGUGAAUACACUGUGGAAGACUAUAUCAGAAAUAAUGAUAGCAGUCUGCUGAUAAAGAAACUGGUCUAUGAGGUCAUCAACAGUUUAAGAGUUCUUCAUUGUAAAAAUCCUCCAAUUCUCCACCGGGAUCUCAAACCACAGAAUGUUUUGAUUGAUGUUAAUGGGAGGGCAAGACUAGCUGACUUCGGCAUAAGCAGACGGUUACCUAAAGGACAAACAACUUUGCGUACAGGCAGCGCAGGAACAAAAUGCUGGAUGGCCAAGGAGACUUUAGCAGAAGAAGGUGACAUACCAUACAAAUCAAACACAGACGUACAGGUGGCAGGGAUGCUGAUUUAUUAUAUCCUCUCUGGAGGACAUCAUCCAUUCGGCGACCUAUCCUUUGAGUGUGAGUUUAACAUUUACCAUGGGAAGUACAAUCUGGACCAUGUUCAAGAUGUGGUGGCAAAGGAUCUCAUCGAAUGGAUGAUCAAUGAAGAACCAAAGAAGAGACCUAAAGUGGAGGAAUGCCUGAGUCAUCCUUUCUUCUGGACCAAUGUCAUGAGAGUAGAAUACCUAAGAAGGAUUGGUAACAAAGAGGAGGCAGCAAACUGUCGAAAGGCUGACCAGGAAAUGGUUUGUCGCCUGGAAGAAUGUGCUGGAGAUGGAUCCUUCAAACUGUGGAAAAAUAAGUUUCCACCAGAGUUGGUCCAGAAGAUGGAUGCCAAGAACAAAACCUACCCUGAAAACACGUUGGGAUUACUGCGCUUCAUACGAAAUCUACAUGAGCAUUAUGCCAAAGAUGCAGCCACACUUGACCUGAUGGAGAUGUUUCCUGAUCUCUUUGGAUGCGUUUACAAGUUUGCAAAGAGCCAAAGUUGGAAUUCAGAGACCCCUCUGAAGGAGAUGUUUCGAAGAGAAGACAUCUCUACCAGAUUUGAAAGACUGUCUGUAAACCAUGAGGAGCAUGUUAGUUUCCCAGUUCAGGAGUCUCAGGCCAGUGACUUGAAGUAA
Molecule: messenger RNA, 1407 nt
Organism: Scomber japonicus (chub mackerel)
Lineage: Eukaryota; Metazoa; Chordata; Actinopteri; Scombriformes; Scombridae
Product: serine/threonine-protein kinase/endoribonuclease IRE1-like
Exons: 7
Coding region: 1-1407 (468 amino acids)
Biological process (GO): protein phosphorylation; intrinsic apoptotic signaling pathway in response to endoplasmic reticulum stress; IRE1-mediated unfolded protein response
Cellular component (GO): IRE1-TRAF2-ASK1 complex
Molecular function (GO): RNA endonuclease activity; ATP binding; protein serine/threonine kinase activity
Source: RefSeq, a predicted model, not a curated record